Herpailurus yagouaroundi (jaguarundi) is the source of this 1095-nucleotide messenger RNA. RefSeq lists its product as uncharacterized. Lineage: Eukaryota; Metazoa; Chordata; Mammalia; Carnivora; Felidae. The record is from RefSeq and is a predicted model, not a curated record. Gene Ontology annotation, cellular component: extracellular matrix. Bases 1 to 807 code for a protein of 268 amino acids. Gene Ontology annotation, biological process: positive regulation of cell-substrate adhesion; extracellular matrix organization. The transcript has 4 exons. Gene Ontology annotation, molecular function: collagen V binding; heparin binding.
AUGGCCAAGAUCCCAUCCCGCACGUUCCCCGGGCUGCCAAAUCUGCGGCGGCUGGACCUGAAUCAGAACAAGCUGGAUGCCCGAGGCCUGCACCCCUGUGCCUUCAAGGAGCUACACAGGGAGUUCCCAGGGGGCCCCCAGACCCCUGCAGUCAGGUCACGUGCCCGUCCGCCCAUGGCAACAUCUCAUCCCUGGCCUUUCAGCCCCUACACAGCCUGCUCUACCCGGGGCUGGACCGAAACUGUCUGCGGACCAUCCUACCUGGCCUGCCAGCCUCCCUGCAGCUUCGGCUGUGGCUGCGGUUCCUCCUGGGCACCACCGGCUCACCCCACACCUGAACACCCAUCCUGCAGGAAGCUGGAGACCCUCGACCUGUCCCACGACCCGCUGGUGCACGUGCCUUCCUUCCGCCACGGGGCCUUCGGCGCCUGCCACCGCACCACAACCGCACGAGCGCAUCCCCGGCUACGCGUUUGCGCACACGAAGCCGGGCCUGGAGCUCCUGUCCCUGUCCCACGAAAGCCUGUGCACCGACGGCGUCCAUGGCGUGUGCUUCCUCGGCCUUCGCGCCUCCCUGACCGGGCCGCUGCUGGGUCGCAACCAGCUGCGGGCCGUCCCCCGGGGCCUCGGGGGCCUCAGGGGGCUGCGGGGGCUGCGUCGGAGCCACAAGAAGAUCAGACAAGUGCCCCUGAAUUCCAUCUGUGUGACACUCCAGUGGCUCAGGACUCCAACCUCAUCCCCACGCACCUGGAAAACAGCCUUAUUGACCGGCGCCGCAUCCUGCCCACCGCCUUCUCCUGCAUCUGAACCUGCUUCGGCAGUGUGGUCCUCCGGCCCCAGCAGGGGGCGGGGGCUGGGGAGGGAUCCUGGGAUUCCUGCCCCCCCCACCACUCCUUAGGACUGGUUGGGGGGGGGGGGCCCAGGUCUACCUCCACUUGAUCUUUGCACUACUAACAGAAAGAUCUAGAAGACCCAGCUGUUUCAGAUGCUCCCACUUCCCAUUGACUGCUGAGGCCCCUUCACUUAGUAAAUGGCCCAGCAGGGUACCGCGCUGGUCUGGACUGGAACAUAAUAAAUGCAUCUCAUUCAAGCCCA